AUGAUCGACAACGAUCGCCUGAUGGGGUCUAUCCUCGCUGCUCAGCCUGAAAUCCAGCUGGACUUUGACCUGAUCGCCGAGCUCUACGGACCAGGUGUCACCGCGCGCACCAUCCAAAGCAAGAUGAACAAACCCCGCCGCAUUGGCGAGACCUUGCUCGCCGUCCACAACAGCAAGGUCGAGACUGGUGAGGUCCCAGACCGUAACAAGAGUGCCUGGAUCCGAGAGAACGCUCAGAAUGAGGCUCGGGUUGUUGAUUCUCUGGCCAAACUGGGAAAUGUUAAGAACUACCUCGGCCGCGAGAAGAACCUCAUGGAGUCCCUUCCAGCUGAUUUGCCCGUCUUCCGCAGCAAGAAGAGAAAGACCGAGCGCGCAGCUCGCAUCUCUGAGUUUCUUGCCAACACCGACAACCCAGACCUUCAGCAAAUUGACGUCGUCGACCUCUCUUCCGAUCCUGAGGAUUUGGCGAAGAACAAGCAUACCAUGAAGGCUGACCACAUGUUGAAUGAUCGCGUUGUUAGGCCCCCCUGGACCAUGUCUGACUGGCCAGCACAGUCUGGUUGGCAAGGAAAGCGUGAACUUGGUGCUCAUUCUAACCAAGCUGUUCCUUCAAACUGGGCUGCCCCCUCACAGCAGGAUACCCAGGAUGCAUACUCCGUCACCUGGAAUGCACCCCCCGGCCGAGAGGUAAAGGAUAACUGGAAUGGACAGCGCAGCUGGCAUGGAGGGUCCAACCAGGACAUCCAGUCUGGUUCUGGCACACUGCCUGACUGGGGCACUGAGAACUACCAGAACGCAGGUAACAAACGCCAUGCCCGGCGUCUUUCCCGCUGGGACGAUCCUGGUGGAGUUCCUCAGGUGCAGCAACCAACUGGGCAUGACUACGGCUGGACCGACACUUCCACUAUCAAUCAAAGCCGCAACCCCAUCAGCUUCAUGGGAAGCAGAUUGCCUACUAUUUGGCACCAGCCUGGUCGGCAGUUUGCUCGGUCCGUCAGCCAGCAGAACGAAGAGAAUGAACGCAACGAUUGGUGA
Messenger RNA from Penicillium arizonense, 1035 nucleotides. RefSeq lists its product as uncharacterized. The transcript has 2 exons. Lineage: Eukaryota; Fungi; Ascomycota; Eurotiomycetes; Eurotiales; Aspergillaceae. The record is from RefSeq and is a predicted model, not a curated record. The coding region runs from base 1 to 1035 and encodes 344 amino acids.